UUCUUCCCCCCAUAGGUCAAUCUUCUAGUCUCCAUUUGCUUCUUCGGAAGUCUUUGGUUGCCUAUUCGGCUUUCCUUUGCUCUUUUACGAUUUCUUUCACGGGCUUCUUCUUGCUACUCUCUUCCUUUUUUUAUCUGACGUGCCCGGGGGAGGACUGAGAAGUUGUUAACUCGGUCUCGUGAGAUUUCAGAUUUUGUGAGGUCGCAGUUUGAGGUCGAGAAAGGCCUUUACCUUUCUGCUGGUAACAGAACACCUUCUCUCGUGUUACUGAUUUGUUUUUUUUAUAGUGGGCGAUAGAGAUUUUUGUUGGGGACCUUGAGUUUGGAGAGGGUAGGGGAAAGAGAGAUGUCGAAGGGUGUGGAGAAGAUGGCGUCGAUGGACGCUCAUUUACGGUUGCUGGCGCCGGGGAAAGUGUCGGAGGAUGACAAGCUUGUGGAAUACGACGCGCUGCUCCUGGAUCGUUUCCUCGAGAUAGUUCAGGAUUUGCAUGGGGAGAACAUCAGGGAAACGGUGCAAGAGUGCUAUGAAUUAUCCGCAGAAUAUGAGCGCAAGCAUGAUUCUAAGAAACUUGAUGAACUGGGGAGUGUUCUGACAGGCUUGGACCCAGGCGACUCAAUCGUAGUUGCCAGUUCAUUUUCUCACAUGCUUAACCUGUCAAACUUGGCUGAAGAGGUACAGAUAGCAACUCGCAGGAGGAUUAAGCCCAAGAAGGGGGAUUUCGCUGAUGAGGCUUCUGCCACUACUGAAUCGGAUGCUGAAGAGACCUUCAAAAGACUUGUUGGGCGGUUCAAAAAGUCCCCACAGGAAGUUUUUGAUGCUCUUAAAAAUCAAACUGUAGAACUGGUUUUUACAGCACAUCCAACACAGUCAAUUAGAAGAUCUCUUCUUCAAAAGCAUGGGAGGAUAAGGAACUGUUUAAUUCAGUUGUAUGCCAAAGAUAUUUCCCCUGAUGAUAAGCAGGAGCUUGACGAGGCCCUCCAUAGAGAGAUUCAAGCUGCAUUUAGAACAGAUGAAAUCCGAAGAACUCCUCCCACACCACAAGAUGAGAUGCGGGCAGGGAUGAGUUAUUUCCACGAGACGAUAUGGAAAGGUGUUCCUAAGUUCCUGCGGCGGGUUGAUACAGCUUUGAAAAACAUUGGGAUAGAUGAGCGUGUUCCUUACAAUGCACCACUCAUUCAGUUUUCUUCUUGGAUGGGUGGUGAUCGUGAUGGCAAUCCUAGAGUGACGCCAGAGGUGACAAGGGAUGUGUGCUUGUUAUCUAGAUUGAUGGCUGCAAACUUAUACUUCUCCCAAAUUGAGGAUCUAAUGUUCGAGUUGUCUAUGUGGCGAUGUAGUGAUGAACUUCAACUACAUGCUGAUGAGCUGCACCGCUCCUCAAAGAAAGAUGCAAAACACUAUAUAGAGUUCUGGAAGAGGGUUCCUCCAAAUGAGCCAUAUCGUGUUAUACUUGGUGAUGUGAGAGAUAAGCUAUACAAUACGCGAGAGAGAACACGCCAAGUACUGUCAAAUGGAAUUUCUGAUAUUCCCGAGGAAGCAACUUUUACCAAUGUUGAGCAGUUUUUGGAGCCAUUGGAGCUAUGUUACAGAUCACUUUGUGCCUGUGGCGAUAGGCCGAUUGCUGAUGGAAGCCUUCUAGACUUUCUCCGCCAAGUAUCUACCUUUGGCUUGUCUCUUGUGAGACUUGACAUCCGACAAGAAUCUGAUAGGCACACUGAUGUUAUUGAUGCCAUUACUAGGCAUCUUGAAAUUGGAUCUUAUCGUGAAUGGCCUGAGGAAAAGCGUCAGGAGUGGCUAUUAUCUGAGCUUAGCGGAAAACGCCCUUUAUUUGGUUCUGAUCUGCCCAAAACUGAAGAAAUUGCUGAUGUUUUAGAUACAUUCCAGGUGCUUGCUGAACUUCCUUCAGAUAGCUUUGGAGCUUAUAUCAUAUCAAUGGCAACUGCUGCAUCUGAUGUUCUGGCUGUGGAGCUUUUGCAAAGAGCCUGCCAUGUGACGACACCCCUCAGAGUAGUGCCACUAUUUGAGAGACUUGCAGAUCUUGAGGCAGCUCCUGCAGCUCUAGCUCGGCUUUUUUCUAUAGAUUGGUAUAGGAAUCGCAUCAAUGGAAAGCAGGAAGUUAUGAUUGGAUAUUCAGAUUCUGGCAAGGAUGCUGGGCGUCUCUCCGCAGCUUGGCAACUAUAUAAAACUCAAGAGGAGCUCGUAAAAGUAGCCAAGGAAUUUGGCGUGAAGUUAACAAUGUUCCAUGGCCGAGGUGGAACUGUUGGGAGAGGAGGCGGUCCUACUCACCUUGCUAUAUUGUCUCAGCCACCAGAUACCAUUCAUGGAUCACUUCGUGUUACAGUGCAAGGUGAGGUUAUUGAGCAAUCGUUCGGAGAAGAGCAUUUGUGCUUCAGAACACUGCAACGUUAUACUGCUGCUACUCUUGAACAUGGAAUGCAGCUCCCAAUAUCUCCCAAGCCAGAAUGGCGUGCAUUGAUGGAUGAAAUGGCUGUUGUGGCCACAAAUGAAUAUAGAUCUAUCGUCUUCCAAGAACCGCGUUUUGUUGAAUAUUUCCGCCUGGCAACACCAGAACUCGAGUAUGGUAGAAUGAAUAUUGGCAGCCGGCCAUCAAAGAGGAAACCCAGUGGAGGAAUAGAGUCACUGCGUGCAAUCCCAUGGAUCUUUGCAUGGACUCAAACAAGAUUUCAUCUUCCUGUAUGGCUUGGAUUUGGUGCGGCAUUUAAACACGUCAUCGAAAAGGACAAAAAGAAUCUUAAUAUUCUACGAGAGAUGUACAAUGAGUGGCCAUUUUUCAGGGUUACAAUCGAUUUGAUUGAGAUGGUUUUCACUAAAGGCAGCUCAGGCAUCGCUGCUUUGUAUGAUAAAUUGUUGGUUUCCACUGAUCUACUGCCAUUUGGAGAGCAGCUGAGAGCCAACUAUGAAGAAACAAAGCGCCUUCUUCUGCAGGUGGCUGGUCACAAAGAUCUUUUGGAAGGUGAUCCCUACCUGAAACAAAGACUCAGACUCCGUUAUCCUUACAUAACAACUCUGAAUGUUUGGCAAGCUUACACACUGAAGCGGAUUAGAGAUCCAAGUUAUCAUCUAACUGCAAAACCUAAUCUAUCGAACGAGAGAACGAAUUCUAUCAAACCUGCUGCUGAACUGGUAAAGCUUAAUCCCACAAGUGAAUAUGCUCCUGGGCUGGAAGACACCCUGAUUUUGACUAUGAAGGGCAUUGCUGCUGGUUUGCAGAACACCGGCUAAACUUCGGCUUCGUUUGGGACGGUUUUUUAUUGUUUUUAAAGCAGCUUUCUAUUAUAAAAAUUAAAAUAUUUGUACUAAAAAGCUGCUUUAAGAAACAGCAAAAGAGCCGUCCCAAGCAAAAUCUUCAUCAUCAAGUCUUAAGUUUAAUUUCAGAAAUAUGUAUAUUAUAAUACAUAUGGGUUACUUAUAUGUUUGCCAACUCUAUUAUGUUAUCUUUGUAUGUAGUACCUAUGAGUGGUAUCAAUUUGAGUCAAAAACCAUGGAGAUGCUUUUCCAGCUUCCUGUAUUUGCUGAGAUGAAGAGAUUCACCGUCUCUUGUACCGUUGUGUGUAUGUAUCUUUAAUAGUAAAAUAAAGCUUGGGAGACACUGCAUACAAGGUGGUAUGCCAUGAAUUCCCAUUUGAAGCCA
This is a messenger RNA of Dendrobium catenatum, 3649 nucleotides long. RefSeq names its product phosphoenolpyruvate carboxylase 2. The record is from RefSeq and is a predicted model, not a curated record. The transcript has 10 exons. Gene Ontology annotation, biological process: leaf development; tricarboxylic acid cycle; carbon fixation. The coding region runs from base 346 to 3240 and encodes 964 amino acids. Gene Ontology annotation, cellular component: apoplast; cytosol; chloroplast. Gene Ontology annotation, molecular function: phosphoenolpyruvate carboxylase activity. Lineage: Eukaryota; Viridiplantae; Streptophyta; Magnoliopsida; Asparagales; Orchidaceae.